Molecule: messenger RNA, 962 nt
Organism: Uloborus diversus
Lineage: Eukaryota; Metazoa; Arthropoda; Arachnida; Araneae; Uloboridae
Product: zinc metalloproteinase-disintegrin-like MTP8
Exons: 7
Coding region: 312-962 (216 amino acids)
Molecular function (GO): metallopeptidase activity
Source: RefSeq, a predicted model, not a curated record
CACUUGUCUUCUGGGUGUACAUCAUCUUCUUAUUUUGUCAGCAUGAAUUGCAUACUAAUGCAGGACCUAUAGAAGAGGAUUCGAGACUGCCUGUAAGAGAUACACAACAGUGCAAUUCUUGUGUUAGGAGUCAUUUGGCGUUCCCUACAUUUCACGAAACACCUCACCGGAAAAAAAGGGACAUCGAAGAUUCAACAUUGUUGAUACUGAAAACCUCAAAGAACACAUAUUAUAUCGAAUUACAAUUGAACGAAGAUUUAAAAGAAGUCCCCUUAGUCAAGGAGCAUAAUUCAUCUCAAAAAGAAUAUCACAUGAGCCGAUGUCAUUUUCAUGGCAGAAUAAUUAGCAAGACAAAUGGAAUCGUUGCAAUUUCAACAUGUUCUGGAAAAGAAAGGCUGACAGGCAUGCUGAUAACAGAUGAAGGGAUUUCCUUUUUAUUUCCGAUGACAUUAAAAAAUGUGUCCAAUUCACAGGAGUCUAAACCUCAUCUUUUGGUUCAACAGUCAGAAGAUGUUGCAGACUUUUGUGGCAUCUCUAGUCAAAAUUUAGAUGACAGAUUAGAAGUCACUGAAGAUAUAGAUAUGGAUACGAACCGUGUUAAAAGAGAGACCACAUCACUUGGUAGAAAAAUCAUUGAAUUAGCAGUAUUUAUCGAUUUUGCACUUUACAAAAAAAUUUCUGAAACAUCUAUUGUUACUGCUAGAACAGCUACAAUCAGAAGGGUUCUGAAUAUUUUAAAUCAGAAUUCGCCUGACGACGCAAACGGAAAUGUUGAUAAGUACUUGGAUACUUUUUGUGUUUGGCAAAAAAUGAAAAAUGCUAAGGAGGGUGCAGAAGGGCAUUGGGAUCACGCUAUAAUGAUGAGCGGUUGCAAUUUGAAUUUAAUUUGUAGUUUAAUAACUAUUUUGGCGGGUUUAGAAGACAGAAAUGGCAGCUGGACAAAAAGGAGUGCCGACCAGUAA